Cryptotermes secundus is the source of this 8913-nucleotide messenger RNA. RefSeq lists its product as uncharacterized. Gene Ontology annotation, molecular function: transcription corepressor activity. Gene Ontology annotation, biological process: regulation of transcription by RNA polymerase II; negative regulation of DNA-templated transcription. Bases 426 to 5741 code for a protein of 1771 amino acids. The record is from RefSeq and is a predicted model, not a curated record. Gene Ontology annotation, cellular component: histone deacetylase complex; transcription regulator complex. The transcript has 22 exons. Lineage: Eukaryota; Metazoa; Arthropoda; Insecta; Blattodea; Kalotermitidae.
UCGUGUUGGAAGAUAGCCGCACGCGUUUUAGUGCAAUCCCGUCCCGAGCGUUGAAAAAAAUAAAAACAAGCAAAUCUGCCGCUUAGAAUUAAAGAUGCUGGAAAAUAUGGUGCUGUUUUUUUGUUUAUUUAUUCAUUGCACCAAGUCUUGGCGACUGUAAAUCUUAAUAUAUAUGAAAAACCAAGUGAUGUCUUUGUUUUUCUUCAUCAUUGACUGUCUGUUCACUGUGGCUGAUGAGGCAGUUGUUGUGUGAGUGCGUGUGAGUAAAUAUUGUUGUAGAAAGGAAACGAAAAGGACAGUCGUGUUGUCCGUAAGGGAAUGACAGGAUUUUCUGCCUGGAUCUGGCAUCCUACGGGAACGGAAUAUCGUCCCAUCAGCAGAGUGACAGCGGGCUAGCGGUUUCCGAUCCGACCCGGUCCAAAGAGAUGACGGCCAUCAAUUCGGGGAUGCACGAGGUGCCGGGGGUGCGGCUGCCACUUCAAACGAGCUACGCUUCACCGAGCCACCACGCCGUGUUCAUGUACAGCACGACUGGGGGCACGGAGGGUAGCGUGACCCUUCAGCUGCGAGACACAGAUGACCUGGAUGACAAAAGCGGCCUAGCAUCCGUGCUGGCCCGCCUCCAGCAGGAGGACGCCACCCUCAGCAUCAGUUACCAGGACAGUGAGAUGCUCACCGAGGGCAGUAUCGACGUCCUACUCGGCACAGGUUCUCUGCACACCACCGGCAAUGGGGGCAACUCCGCGACCUUUGACCUGUUCGAUUCCGAGAGUGGUCAAGACCUCACGCUGUCCCCGCAGACAUUCACCAGCUCUACCGAGGCUUUCAUCAAUGACAACUCUGACAGCCUUGGCGUGCCUGGAGACGCCGACACAGUGGGCAGUACGGAGGAUGUGAAGGGAGUGGCAGAUUCCAGCAAAUUAGCAGUCAAGAAAUCUCGGCCUAAGGCUUCGUCCCCAAACCGUCAGGGACCUCAGCAGUGUCAGGUGUGUGGGAAGGUGUUCGGAAACGCUUCUGCACUCGCCAAGCACAAGCUGACUCACAGCGACGAACGGAAAUACGUAUGCAGCAUGUGCGGGAAGGCGUUCAAACGGCAGGAUCACCUAAAUGGUCACAUGUUGACACAUCGCAACAAGAAACCGUAUGAGUGUAAGGCAGAAGGCUGUGGAAAAUCGUACUGUGAUGCAAGGUCGUUACGGCGCCACACAGAGAAUCACCACACCAACAAUUCCGCACAGGCAGCUGUCACAGCGUCAACCAGUACGUCAGGAUCAGGUAGCACCGGCAGUUCAGAUGAUGCGUCACCACUAGGCUCAUCAUGUAUCCACUAUGCACCACCUCCACAGCCCCAACAACAGACGCCAACAGCACCACCGCCCCCAUAUCCUGCAACAUCUUCUCCAUCCACCACCACCACCGCUGCCGCUACAGCCACUAGUAGUAGUAGCGGUUCGGGGGGCAGUGGUACAAAACAGGCCCCCAGCCAGUUGCAACAGUUGUUAGCAAGUGAACCAGCAUCGGCGACUUCAGUCAACACCGCAACUUCCAGUAAGGCUUCCAGCAGCACCCAACCUGUAAACAAUGACGGCCUAACGAAACAGCAGCUGCACAUCAUCCACCAGAUCAUGCAACAGUCCCAACAGCAAGCAGCCGCGCACCAGAAACAACAGCAAAACAGCAACAGCCCCACGAAAAACAGCGUCGCCUCCAACAACACAACAAGCAGCGUCAAGACGGUGACGUCGAAUAAUAAGUCCAGGACGUGGACUGUGCAGAGUUCAACCGUCGGUGCUGGCAACAAGACGAAUGGGGUCAGCAACGGGCAAUCCCAGACUGGCGGUAGCGUCAACAGCGUCGGUUCAGCGAAACAGCAACAGUCUCAGCAACAACAAACACAACAGCAACAACAGCAGCAACAACAAUCGCAACAGCAAGACCCCAAACCUGUUGAAUGCAAUCUGUGCCAUAGGAAGUUUAAGAAUAUUCCAGCUCUGAACGGGCAUAUGCGCUUACAUGGCGGCUACUUCAAGAAGGACUCGGAAUCCAAGAAGUGUGAGAAGAAGGAAGUAUCGGGGCCCCCCUUGCAGACUGCCAGCAUGAGUGUACGUGCCCUUAUAGAAGAGAAAAUUAUUCAGAAGCGCAUCACCAACCCUCAGCUACAGACAACCCUUAGCCAGCAGCAGCAGCAACAACAACAACAGCAACAACAACAACAACAACAACAACAACAACAACAACAACAACAGCAGCAGCAGCAGUCAUCACAGCAGCAACAGACACACCUAACUUAUACAAGUUCCGACACAACCAGUGGUUCCCGUGUGGGGGGUGCACCUCCACAGUACCCCAGCACACCUCCAACACCAGGGAGUAAGGAGCCUGAUAUGAACAUCAAGCUUUCAUCCUUUGUGGUGCCAGCUCCUCCUGUGCAAUCACAGACAGUUCAGCAACAACAGCAACAGCAGCAGUCGGCAGGUGAGAAGAUGCGCCGACAUUCGGACUCUGAACACUUUGUCUCUCCACGGGCUCCAGCUGACGUUCAGCAGGAAGCGGUGGCUUUGGCUGAGCUGCUCCUCAAACGUGGUGGCAAGGACAAUCUGCCGUUAUGGUUGCCACCUCUCAUGCAAUCUCAACCCCAGUGGCGUGCGCUGGUCAGCAGGUCAGGGGAUUCUAUUUGGAGACCAAGAAGCAACAGAGGACAUGAUGAGGUGGCAGUGAAGAGAGCAAGCUCUGACCCUGGUGCACGACAUGGCUCCAACUCAAGCAGUGCAAGCCCCAGCCCACAGCCUACCAUGCCUACAACACAGCAGCAACAGCAGCAGCAGCUACAGCUGAAUUUUCAGGGGGAUAGCUACUCUCUGGCUGGUGUGACAUACCAAACCACAGAAGAUGGUGGUGGCUACUUCUCCCCCAGCCUCCAGGAGGAUAUGUUCCAGCAGGUAUCAGUGCAGGAUACGAUGCUGCUACACGGAGUUGACGCAGCGCAGCUUGCAGAGACCAUACAAUUUCAGGCAGCCUCUCUGUUGCAAGACCAGGCCACAGCAGAGCAGCUUCAGGACAUUGCAUCACUUGAGGACUACCAGACAGCAACAGCUGGACUCCAGGACAGUGUCCAGAGCCCACAGUACAACACACAGAACCACCAUGCUGUGUCUCAAGAUUUUCAAGCUGUUCUGGACUCAUCUCUGCCUGCUGGACUGGCUGACUUCAGUACAUAUGGACAGCCAGCUGUUGUAACUUCAAACUCUGAUAUAAGAACUGCAUUGCCAUCUCCUGUAUCCAAGGACCCAUCAGGUGGUUACCAGACAACACAGUCACCACACCAGCAGGGAUUUGCUAAUUCACCUCAUGCCACCCUGACAGUACAGUCACCUCUGCCAUCACCACUGACACAUCAGGAUUCACCUGGCUUUACAUACCCCACCCCACCGGCUAGCCAGGAAGGGCAGUCACCGUCAUUUGUCCAUGGCACAAUCAUGACAAGCACACUUCCCUUGUCUUCACCACAGCAGCAGUCUGGGGCAACUGAUAGCUUUGUGCAGUCGGUGAUCUCGCAUGGGGGUGGCCAUGUACCACCAGCAUCAUCCCCGCUCUCUGCAGCGUUCUACACUGCCGCCAUGUCUAGUUCUGCAGCUGUGGAAGCCGCACUGUCUGAAGUUCUGCCCGUGGAAACUCAGGGAGGGUGUGUAGUGAGCAGUCAUCUCCGUUCUCCUCAUGGGUUCAGUCUUUAUGGAACAUUAGCCAAUCCAUCUCCACCCCCUCAAUCCCCACUGUCCACAACACCAGUUCCUUCUCCCCUCUCUCUCUCCAGUGUGCCUGCAUCCUCUUCAUCUGUGUCAUCACCUCUACCUCCUGUGACCUUUGCCCCUGCACAGGGGCAGGUCACAUUCCCCCUCUCUCCACAUCAGUCUCUUCAGUCACAAAUGAUGCCAAAUUCGGAGGACCCUCUCCUCUCUAGUAGUCCCAAGGACUUUGGAAGCAGAAAGAAGUUUGACUUCGGAGGGAUACAUUCAUUCAAGCUUGUUGGAAAUGGAAUGGUUGAUUUUGGAGUUGGAAAUUCAGGACUUACAGGAAUCGUAGUGGACAGUAAUGGGGAACUGAAAUUCUUUCAGACAUCAAACCACCAUCCAGCUAAAAGUUUGGUUGUAACAGGGAGUACAGGUGCUAAUGCGACAGUGAUGAUGGGGAGUAGCACAUCUGCGUUCCAGAACAAGAAGAAUGAGCCUGAUGGAGGAAAGAAAGGACUAUCAGGCAAAGGCACUAACACACAUCAUACCUCACACUUCCAUCACCAUCACCACAGCAGCAGCGCCGUACGUAGCCAGCGACCGAAACUGCAGGUGGCACUAGAUAACUUCAAGGAGGAUGGGGAUGAUGAUGUGUUCCUCAGCCCCACUAGCAUCCCCGCAAGUCCAAUACGUGUGCAACGUAAAAGGCCACGGCCUGAACCUCUCUGUAUACCCCCCCACCAUCAUCCUAUGUUCCAGUCACGCCUGCGCUCUUCUCGGCUGUGCACUUCCUCUCCUCCCCCACCAUACACACCUCCACCUAUGCUGAGUCCAGCCAGAAAUGGACAGGGAUUGUUCUGGCAAGCUGUCACUCCCACCACAACAGCCUCAAGUACUCCUGCUAGCUCCACAGUGGCUUGGCCUAGCUCGACCACACUCACUCACUGCAAGAAUGGCAGUGGUGGUGAGUCAUCUGGUUCAGAUGAGAGCCACCGAGGUCCAAGUAACAACCUGGACUCUGCCCCAGAGUCAGAUGCUACACCUCACAUGAACAUUGGACCAGAAUUCCAGUGCAGUAUACCAAAGUGGAAUCCUGACAGAGAAAAGGCUAAUAGGGAGCCUUCUUAUGAACAUCUGCUAUGGGACCCGGGCAUCAGCAAGUUCUGUACAGAUGCUGAAGUUGAAAUGUACCUAGAAUUUGCAUGCUGUGCAGCGGUGCCUGGUGGGGGUCGCAACAAAGAGUAUGCUCUCCAUCUGCUGCAUAUGUGUCAUGGAAACAUUCAUGAAGCGAUGUUGAAGCUGAUGCAACCAACACCAACUCUGCCACCUGGUCAUCCACUGCUUGCCUAUGAAUACACAGAGAGUGACCGAUGGAGUGCAGAGGAAAUGGACGCAUUCCACCAAGGGCUGCUGAAGUAUGACAAGGACUUCCACAGUGUGGCAGAGGAGAUUGGCUCGAAGACAGUGAAGCAAUGUAUCCAAUUCUAUUACUUAUGGAAGAAAGUGUGCCCAGAUGAGUACAAGCGACUACGUCUAAUUCGUCGACGACAGAACGCUGAUUAUGGUUCACGUACUGAUGUAGACUAUGAAGACAUCAAGAUGGAAGACUCACAUAUUCCUGCCAAUGACGUGGAAUUGGUAUCAACCAGUUCAGAGAGCCGACUCUUCGUGUGUGAAUAUCCAGACUGCUCAGCUAGCUUUAACUCCCGUGCUGCACUGAAUGGCCACAUACGAAUUCAUGGUGGGGGUGUGUGUGGACGUUCUCCCACCCCUGACAAGCGUCCAGCUGCUGCAACCCCUCCCACGCUUGGAGAUAUUAUUGAGGAAUUUCCAUGCAAGAUUUGUGGGAAAGUUUUUAACAAAGUGAAAAGCCGUAGUGCUCAUAUGAAGUCGCACCGCCCCCCAGAUGCUGAGCCAAAGAAAGCCAAGCUGGAUCCUCACAAGAUGGAGGCAGCAGAGCAAACUCUGGGACGAGCCAUGGGUGUGAGUACAACCAUUGGUCGGCACACCUGAGCACUUUCUUCCAGUUAUCAUCUUCUACCUGUCGUAGUACUAUAGGAUGACAUAACCUAAACUGUGCCAUGGGUGAUAUACCAGACUGUAAAGCUGAAGAUGUGCCAUAAAAUGACACAAAGAAUUGUGCCAGAGAAGUAGAAACCUUUGAUAAUCACAUCCAGUGCCAUAAAAAUGGCUGAAAUUCAUCCAGCAGGAGCAGUUCAUGGAACCAGUAUGCAAACUUGGAACAACUGGCAGGCUAGAAGUAGCAGUUCUGUAGCAAAGGUUGAUGAUCUACAAUUCCAUAUGGCACUUACGUCAUUAUGUCAUAAAGAUUGCACCUCAAGCUGUGCGUGUUUUUUUAACUGUGCUCAAUGAAAUAUAGCCUCUCUACUUUUGUUGCUCAUCUUCCUCUUCUUCUCAACUUCAUCAUUUUAAUUUUCUCUUCUCAGAAUGAACAAAGUACAACUGUUCUUGCCAGAAUAUGACAGAUUCUUGUUUUAUACAGUUGCCCUCUCUGUUUAUAUCUUCCAUCAAAGUGUUAGCCAGCAGUUUCUCAAGAAAAGUCCAUCAUAAAUACCAUAGAGUGAAGUGGAGUGAUCCUCUGAACAUGCCUACUGUAUAGACUCUCAAAUGCGAGAGCUGUGGAGUCCUCAGUAUGCUGCAGACAUGAAUCUCUGCCAGAGUCUCUUUGCAAGGUGCAACAAAGCCCUGAUUGACAGUAUUAUCUUUCAAACAGAUGUGUAGAAUAGUGUUUGGUUCUAAUCCACAUGUUUUGCUGUCUUUGUUUUUUAAAUAAUUAUUUCUAGCUAGAUUUUUGUAUAAAGCCGUCGUUAUGUUGUUAGCUAUGUACAUUAGACUAUGAUUGCAUAUGUGUACACACAUAAUACAUUUUUGUUAUACCAAUACCAAAGUGCAGAGCAUACUAAGUAUAGUGUAAAGUAAAGUGCCUUGUGACUGGGUAAAAGUUGAAAGUUACCCGGAUCCAAACUGCUACUCAAAAUAUGAGUUGGGUCAAGUCAAGUGGAGGUGAAAUGAUGAGAUGAUUGGCGCAGCAGCGGACAGACAAGGUGCAAGGAAGCAAUACAUUACACACAGGGUAGGGUCAAUAUAAUGUUCUCAUAAAACAGCAUUAAUAUUGAUGAGUGUACAUUGUUGAUAACAAAACAUAUUUCUUAUAUAUGGAAAAAUGUAUAUAUAUACAUAUAUAUAUUUAACAAAGUCUGUUUAUCAAACCUGGACUGCAAAUAAUUUUGAAAUAAAGCUGAACACAGUUUUCAGUAUCAAAAAUUUCCUAAUACUGAAAGUGUGUACAUCUUUGCAGCAGUGUUUUCCAUUAUUCUGCUAUGCCAUUCUGUAAAAUUCUGUAAUUCUUUCAGCACUGUGAUGCAUUGCUCUGUGAGCACAUCACAUAACUUCUGCACUGAAACUACAGCUGUAUGUUUAGUCUAAUGAAGCAAGUACUCUCAUCAGAUGGCAAAAGCAUGUGUUCUUGUUGGAGUUCAGCUUACUUAGUAUAAUUAUGUUCCACAUAAUGAUGGGACCGUAUCAACUGCCAAUGUUAUUUAUAAUUGGAGGUUAUGUUGUUGGACUUUUCCUGGUAUUUAAAAUAGCUUAUUCAUAAGAAUAAGCACAAACUAUUAUAUUAAAACUAAAGCUUUUUCUUUUAAUAUUUUCUCUUGAUGGAAAAUACACCACAGUUUGAAAUAACUUAUUCAGUUAUUUAAAAGAUCUAUUUGCUAUUUUUCCAUGUUAUAAUAAGCAGUCUGUUUUACAGUAAUGAACCAUUUAAAAUGUACACUUUCAGUAUAUUCAGCAAAACAUAAUUUCAGGUGUUUCCAUGUUAGUGCAUGAGUGGCUUCUAAUAGUGCUUCCACCAGUAGCCUUCUGAAUUUACCAUGUAUAAUCAUUGUAUCCCUUUAUACAAACAUACAAGAUGACUAAUAUUUCUGUAGUAAUGUAAUAUGUUUUAAGCUGUGAAACUAAACCAGCAUAUCUACGGAUUUUAUAUCCUGUGUGAAUCUACCAUUAAUUUAAUAGCUGUUAUUGUAAUAUAACAUUGUUGACUCAUGACUGAAAAAGCUGAGCUGAGACAUACAUGUUGAAAAGUGCACAUGAAAGUAGCAGGAGAAUACAGAAACAGCUAUGUUUUACCAGCAGACAAGCAGGCAGUAUAUACUUCUCCUUUUACAAUUAACACAACGUCUCUCUUCCUAAUCUUCAUUACAUGCAGUCUUCCUCACUCUUCACUCUUUAACUUCUGUUACUUGUUCUGUACCAGUUUUUCACUUGUUCUCAGGUCUCCAAAUUUUUGUCUUUUUGCAGGAGACCAGUUCAGCACUUUAUUUGAUCGUUUCGGACAAGGCAGCUCUCAGAAAUUUCCCUAAUCUCUUUCUCUUUUUAACUUAAUAGGUCACAUCUCCCAUUAUUCAUACAAUGAGGUACAUGUCUGUACUUUUCAAAUUUUUCAGUUUAAAUGUGUUGGAGCUUUGAUGAUAAAAUUCAAUCUCAGGGGCUUUCAAACAACUUUCAUAAAUGUAAACAUCUUUUACAUUGUGAGAAAUGACUUACUAUUGCAGACAAUGACUCUGACAAAAGACAGACCUGUCCCCUUGUCAGAGAGGGCACCCCACAAUAACAAGACUCGAACUAUUAAACAUUAAUAAAUAUCUGGUCAUGAGCGCCAAAUGGGGUUCGACACUAAGCCUGACUGACUGAGUGACUGACUGACCAUCAGUUACAAUGUGACUUUGACUUUGACUUGAGACCAGUCAGUUCUUAGCGUAACUCUGAGUACAGCAGAAGCAAGCUCUCAUCCAACAAAGGGAAUAAAAGACUUCACCAAGGUUAGUGGUGCAAGAAGUAACUAUAACAGAGUUGUAAAAAACGUCUGACAAUGCUGUAAGUGUAUGAUAAUAGUACUUGUGUGCUCAAUAAAUAUUCACUGAAUCUGAGACCCACAUGAAAUUAUUCGUUACGUUACCUAGGAGACAGAAGUAGGUUAUCAGGUAACACAUGACACUAUAUUGUACAUGAACCUGUUAAAAUACAGAAUUGUAUAUUUGAUCUUAUUUAUUCUACUGUCCUCCACUUCCACCCAUACAAUACUUUCCCAUCAGCUAUUCUUCAGUUGUAAGUAGUUGGUUCAGUGGGAGGUAAACUUCCAGUAACUUCCACAGUUGUUUGCAAA